Branchiostoma belcheri (Belcher's lancelet) is the source of this 2603-nucleotide messenger RNA. RefSeq names its product immunoglobulin superfamily member 10-like. Bases 258 to 2603 code for a protein of 781 amino acids. The record is from RefSeq and is a predicted model, not a curated record. Gene Ontology annotation, cellular component: extracellular matrix. The transcript has 6 exons. Gene Ontology annotation, molecular function: protein binding. NCBI's taxonomy places the organism in Eukaryota, Metazoa, Chordata, Leptocardii, Amphioxiformes, Branchiostomatidae.
CAUGGUUGUUACGCAGCUGUGAAAAAUAAGGACAACUUUCAAACUCAACUCAGAUCCAACGAAAGAAGAGACCCCACAAGCAUCAAGGUAAGGUUUUUAUGUGUGGAUACUCAGCCAACCUGAGUUGUAUCUGACAGCUGUCAAUCUUCCAUCUAUUACAGUCCAGGUUUGCAAGCACAAGUGCAAAAUAGCAGCUGAUCAGUCCUUUACCUGACACGUGUCAAUCUUUCCAACAUCAACAUAAGAACAGGGAGAACAUGACGGGUAAGAAGCCAGCAGCUGUGCUGAUGUUCCUCCUGGUCAUCCUUAAGGUGGUGGGAACAGCAGAAGCUGACUGCAGCUGCACAGCUUCAUCCUGUGACUGCAGGUGGCAGAGCCUCACCAGUGUUCCUCAGGACCUACCGACAACCAUCACAAGCUUGGGUUUGGAUAUUAAUAGAAUUACAACUAUAAGUCAGUCUGAUUUCUCACGGUAUGGAAGCUUACAAACUUUAGGACUUAGUAACAAUCGCAUUUCUAUCAUCAGUUACCAGGCAUUCUAUCCCUUGUCAAACCUGAUCAGAUUAUAUCUUUAUGCGAACCGCCUAACAAUCCUCAGAUCUGACAUGUUCACAGGGUUGGAGAACUUGAAGGACCUUCAUUUAUACCAUAAUGAUAUCAGUGAUAUUCAGGCUGGAACUUUCCGUCCAACACCACAACUGAAAAACCUGUACCUGUCUAGCAACAAGUUAACAGGCCUCAGAUCUGACAUGUUCACAGGGAACUUGGAACUUUCUUAUCUUCACCUUCACAAUAACCAAAUGACAACUCUUCCCUCUAUGGCAUAUGACUUACUUUCAUCCAUUUCAGAUGUCAACAUUGACAACAACCCCUGGCAGUGUGACUGUAGGAUGGUUGACUUCAGGCAAAAAAUGAACGGGGCACGGCCUUUUGAAAACCAAAUCAAUUGUUCCCAUCCUGACCACCUCAGUGGGCUGAAACUUAUAGACAUCAACCCUGAAAAUCUUUUCACAAACUGUCAAGAACCAACGAUUGUAAGAUUUGAGAAGAGUACAAGUGAAGAUAACCCAUUGGUAGAGGGAGAGACUCUCCGUUUGGUUUGUGAAGCAUCAGGAAUCCCCACACCAGAUAUCACAGUCAUUCUCCCAUCUGGACUGAAUGCUACUGUUGAAUCUGUCGGAAAAGUGACUGUUGAUUUGAACGGUACCAUCACCAUAACCAAUGUUACAGCAGCAGAUGCUGGUCUGUAUGUCUGUGUUGCAACAAGUCCUGUGGGUUCCAAACUUGCCACUCUAUAUAUAGAAUUCUUCUACAAAAAGCCGACCAUCGUGAGUUUUAAGAGGAGUGGCAAUGACCUCUUAGCACAGGGAGAGACCCUUCAUUUAGUCUGUGAAGCAUCAGGAAUACCCACACCAGACAUCACAGUCAUUCUCCCAUCUGGGGUGAACGCUACUGUUGAGUCGGUUGGGAGAGUGACUAUGGAUGUGAAUGGUAACAUUGUCAUAAGAAAAAUUUCUGCAGCAGAUUCUGGUCUUUAUGGCUGCAUUGUAGCAAAUCCAGCUGGUUUUGCAUUCGCCAACCUGUCCAUCAAUGUCAUUUAUGAAGAGCCAACCAUUGUGAGGUUUGAGAGGGGUGACAAAAACAUUUUGGUAGGGGGAGAGUUGCUAUGUGAAGCUUCCGGAAUCCCCACACCAAAGAUCACAGUCAUUCUCCCAUCUGGACAAAAUGCAACUUCUGAUUCGGAUGUGACUCUUUGGGUAAACGGUUCCACAGUUGUAACAGUCACUACAGUAGAUGCUGGUCUGUACAUCUGUACUGCAUCAAAUACUGUUGGCUCCAAAUUUGCAACUUUGUACGUUGAUGUUGAAAGCAAAGUCACAACUGUGGCAACGGCAACUUCAUCUCUGGCUAUCACCGGUACUUCAUACAAACCAGAAACCAACAACUACCAUGCACAUGACCCCAGCUUCUCUUUACCUGUCCUCCUUGCUGCUGUCUGUGGUUCUAUAGCCGGUACUCUCAUCAUCGGUGGCAUUAUUCUUGCGAUCUGGUGCAAGAGGAUCAACCAGAGUGCUCCCAAAGGCCCAGACUUCAGCGUUGUUUUUAACAACACCAACACCACAACUACUGUGAUAACCAAUGGGCAGGAUCUGACAACUCAAGCCCAACCUAUUAGUCUAUCUUCGAAUGUCAGUAACCCACAGCUUGUCCCACGACCAGCCUCCUCCCAGUUCGAGCCUUACGAAGACGUGCAGCCUCCUCCAAGAGGUGCAGUUCAGAUACAAACUGCUAGAGGUCUCCCUUUGGAUGCCAGAAAACCCAAAACCAGAAAACGGCCAGCUUCCUCCCAGUCUCAGGCUUACGAAGACGUGGAACCUCCUCCAACAGGUGCAGUUUCGAGCCAAACCGAUAGAGGGCAGGCCCUUCGAUCACCCAACAGGACCGACAAUGAACCUCCCCCCGUCCCCCCUCCCCGCACAGCCAGUGCUACUGGGUAUGGGAAUAUCCCUGAGCACGCCUACCAACCUCUGGCUGUGACUAGGAAUCAGCCCGACAAUGGCCAGGAUGCUUCACAUCACUACCAGUCACUCAUAAGGACCUAA